Messenger RNA from Daphnia pulicaria, 1483 nucleotides. RefSeq lists its product as uncharacterized. The coding region runs from base 42 to 1343 and encodes 433 amino acids. Lineage: Eukaryota; Metazoa; Arthropoda; Branchiopoda; Diplostraca; Daphniidae. The record is from RefSeq and is a predicted model, not a curated record. The transcript has 7 exons.
AUGCUGGCCGAUUGUUGCUGUCGUGAGUGACGAGUAGCAGGAUGAUGUUCCUAUUGACGAUCCUUUCCCAUGGGAUGCAGCUGCUCGGUCGUGGACUGAGGCCGCAGCGAUGGAUCCUGGGCACUUUGCUGAUGACAAGGACUCGCUUGUUACUUUUGUUCACAGUAGCCGCGGCAUUCUUUCUCUUUCCCCUUAUUUUCUCUCAUGUGAUGAUGUUUCAGCAGCAGCAUCGAGCCGAUUAUCACCUCAUGCUGGUCCGUCAAUCGUCGCACCUGCUGGCAGCACCCACCAACCAGCAGCAACAGCCAACAUCAGCCGGGGCCUCCUUUCAAGCAUCAGCACAGUUUCGCAAUGAUGAUGCCGGUGAUGGAGCAGCGCCGGUGCUGCUGAUGCCGUCGGGUGUUCGAGUCCAGAAGCAGGCUCCUGCUCCUGCUCCUGCUCCUGGCAAAAAUCAGCAGUUUCACAAGGAUGACCAACCAGCAGCACCAGCAACUCUCCAGCCGCCGUCGUUUAAAUCGUCGUGCAGUUUGGCAGCUGAUUUGAGGGGUCCCCACCAAAAAGUCAUCGGCUAUUCCAUUUACGGAGAUUUCUCACAGACGGCCACGGCCGACCGCUAUUUAACGCCGCUGGCCGAGACACUCAAAGACAUCGCCUUGGCCUAUCCAGGCUGGAUCGUCAGGAUCCACCACAACUUGCCAAGGGAGGAGAAUGAAACUUCGUCGUGGAAGAUGUUGGAGAAGGCCGUCAGCUCGGCCGGCAACCACGUCGACUUGUGCAACGUGACGGAAAUCGUGACCAGCCGCAAAAUGGCAAAGGCCAAGUUCAUCUUCCCCAUGACUUGGCGUUGGUUGCCGGUGCUGGACGGGCUGGUGGACACGUUCAUGUCAAGAGACGCCGACAGCGUGAUUUUACCUCGUGAGCGGGACGCCGUGGUCCAGUGGCUGGCCAGCAACCAAUCCUUCCACAUGAUGAGGGACCAUCCGGCUCACUGCAUUUUUAUGCUCGGAGGUUUGUGGGGUGUCAAAUUGGCCGGCGACAGCAACCGACGCCGGCAAGUCACCAAAGCCUUUGAGCGGCUUUUCAGCCAAGAGAAACACGUCAAUCAGUACAACUUUGACCAGAGACUCUUGACGAAACGCAUUUGGCCCAUCGCCAAAUCUAGCCACAUGGCGCACGACAGCUACUGCUGCCAGAAAUUCAAAGGCUCCCGGCCGUUCCCGACGCAGAGGAGUCGCCAAUUGACUUUUGUCGGCGGAAUCCAACAGAAGAAUCAAACUAUCCAAAGUCCUUGCCCUAAGGCGUGCCGGCCCGUCGACGUCCGUCCACAAUGGAACUAUUGCUGAUUUCCACAUCCGCGUCUCGUCAUGUAUUUCAUCUCGCAACAUAUCAAGUUAUAUACUAAAAUAGAGGUUAGAUUUACUAAAACUCAGACAACUUGUCCAAGAUGUAUCUAAAGUCUGAAACUGUUGGCUGCUAAAGAAAU